AUGCCAGACUACCUCGGAGAAGAUCAACGCAAACAGAAAAAGGAUCCCACUAAAGAAGAGGAGGAAAAGACUUUUCAAGGUAAUUUUUAGUUUUUUUUGUCUGCGUUUAGGAUCUGUUACCUAAAAUUAGGUAAAGAUUGCGUGUAAAUUUAAACAAAAGCUAAUGAACGUUUUACAGCGCUCGAUGAGGGAGAUAUUGCCAUUCUGAAGAGAUAUGGACAAGGGCCUUAUGCGGAGCAAUUGAAAAACCUUGAAAAUAACAUUGAAAGUUGUCUGAAGCGGGUCAACGAACUUUGUGGUGUAAAAGAGAGUGACACGGGUUUGGCUCCGCCAGCUCUGUGGGAUAUUGCCGCCGACAAGCAGGCUAUGCAACAAGAGCAGCCUUUGCAGGUUGCGCGUUGUACCAAGAUCAUCAAAGGCGAAGGACAGGAUGCCAGAUAUCUGAUCAACGUCAAGCAAUUUGCCAAGUUUGUUGUCGACUUGGCCGACACUGUUGCACCCACCGACAUUGAGGAGGGCAUGAGAGUUGGUGUGGACAGGAAUAAGUACCAGGUAAAUGUGAUUUUCCCGACUUUUUCGCGUCGCAAUAUUAUAUUAUUUUAGGUAACAAAAUUAGACAAAUUGUUAAAUUUCUGUAAAUUAAGAGUGAAUGUUUCCAUUUGUUGUCUUAUUUGACGAGUUAUAGAUCCAUCUUCCUCUUCCAACCAAAAUCGAUCCGACUGUCACGAUGAUGCAGGUCGAGGAGAAGCCAGAUGUCACUUAUGCCGACAUUGGUGGAUGUAAAGAGCAGAUUGAGAAGCUCAGAGAGGUCGUUGAGACCCCGCUGUUGCAUGUAAGUCUUUGAUAUUUGUUUUUCGAAUUUUAGAAACUAAAAAUACCUUUUUCUUGACAUGAAAGCGGAUUGAAAUUUCGACCAAGUCAGUUUUAACGCCGUCGUUUUAGCCCGAGCGCUUCGUCAAUCUGGGAAUUGAGCCUCCGAAGGGCGUGUUGCUCUAUGGUCCUCCUGGUACCGGUAAGACCCUCUGCGCCCGAGCCGUCGCCAAUCGCACCGACGCCUGUUUCAUCCGUGUGAUUGGCUCGGAAUUGGUCCAAAAAUACGUUGGAGAGGGUGCUCGCAUGGUCCGCGAGCUCUUUGCAAUGGCACGAACCAAGAAGGCAUGCCUCAUUUUCUUCGAUGAAAUUGAUGCGGUUGGCGGUGCGAGAUUCGACGAUGGAAUGGGAGGAGAUAACGAGGUGCAGAGGACCAUGUUGGAACUGAUCAACCAGUUGGAUGGGUUUGAUCCGCGAGGCAACAUCAAAGUUUUGAUGGCGACCAAUCGACCGGAUACGUUGGAUCCGGCGCUUGUCCGACCAGGCCGUCUCGACCGCAAAAUCGAAUUCGCUUUGCCCGACCUGGAGGGACGCGCCAACAUCUUCAAAAUCCACGCCAAACAAAUGAGCGUCGAGAGGGAUAUUCGAUAUGAUCUGCUGGCCAGGUUGUGCCCCAACGCGACUGGAGCCGAGAUCCGAUCCGUCUGCACCGAAGCCGGCAUGUUCGCCAUCCGCGCGCGCAGAAAGAUGGCCACGGAAAAGGACUUUCUCGAAGCCGUCAACAAAGUCAUCAAGGUCUACGCGAAAUUCUCGGCCACCCCCAGAUACCUAACCCACAACUAA
Messenger RNA from Bursaphelenchus xylophilus (pine wood nematode), 1653 nucleotides. Lineage: Eukaryota; Metazoa; Nematoda; Chromadorea; Rhabditida; Aphelenchoididae. The record is from the annotation of a GenBank genome assembly.